This is a messenger RNA of Tachysurus fulvidraco (yellow catfish), 2758 nucleotides long. It is a transcript of the gene cep97, whose product is annotated as centrosomal protein 97. The transcript is spliced from 11 exons. Lineage: Eukaryota; Metazoa; Chordata; Actinopteri; Siluriformes; Bagridae. Gene Ontology annotation, molecular function: protein binding. The record is from RefSeq and is a predicted model, not a curated record. Bases 349 to 2238 code for a protein of 629 amino acids.
CUAAGGCACUUGGCACGAAUAAACAGCUAAAGUAAUGACUGCUUAAAUUGGCAGCACUUUAACGUUAAGAUACAGCUUUCUGUACUGAACAUAGCAGAAUAAUUCGGUUAAAAAUGUGAGAGAUGUUAUUAAAGCAAACGUUGCUUGAAGUCGAAGGCUUUUACCGACCAAAAAGGUCCUGGUUUGGUUGAUCUUUCAAGUCAAGGUAUCCACAAGCUGGAUCCGAACUUCUGUUCACUGGACACACGCACACUCAUCUUAGACCAGAACCAUAUCAUCAAACUGGAACAUCUGGAGAAGAAUGUAGCUAUUCAGCAGCUCUCCGUGGCUUGUAAUCGGCUAGUUCGUAUGAUGGGUGUGUCAAAACUUACAAACCUGAGGGUCUUGAACCUCCCUAACAAUAGCAUUGGCUACAUCGAGGGAAUGAAAGACCUGGUGCAUCUUGAGUGGCUAAACUUAGCAGGAAACAACAUCAAGGUCAUUGAGCAGUUAAACAGCUGUAUAGCACUGCAACAUCUGGACCUGUCUGACAACAACAUUUCUCACACGGGUGACAUUUCAAAACUCUCUGCCUUAAAGACACUUCUUCUCAAUGGCAACAUUAUAACAAGUCUGCGUUCUUCCCCCGUCCAUUUUCCUCUAAACCUCUGUGUUCUCUCAUUGGCUGAAAAUGAAAUCCAGGACCUCGCUGAGGUGUCCUACUUAGCACCUCUCCACAACCUCCAGCAGUUGUCCAUCAUGAACAACCCAUGUGUGAUGGCUACAUCCUCAAUGCCCGGAUGUGAUCAUCGCCCAUAUGUUGUGAGCUGGUGCCUUAAUUUGAAGGUGCUUGAUGGAUAUGUGGUGUCACAAAAAGAAGGGCUUAAAGCAGAGUGGUUGUACAGCCAAGGCAAAGGACGUACAUUUCGUCCAGGACAGCACAAGCAGCUAGUCCAGUACCUGGUUUCCACAUGCCCCUUGACCUCCUCAACCUCACUGCAGUCUGCUGAGGAUGCCAAGCUGGAGAGGAUCCUCAGCAAACAGAGGCAGCAUCAGAAACAGCUUCUCCAGGAAGGUCAGGACAAUUCCUCAAGUCCUCUUCCCCCGACUCAGCUGGAUAUGGAUCAGCACUGGAACGAUCCAGCCCAUAAAAGUCUGAAUGUCAUCGGUCAACCAGAAGCUUCUGAACCAGUUGUCCAGAUGAAUACUUGGAUGUCCAAUACAUCCUCAGAACAUGUCCUAGGUGCAGUUCCUGCCCAUUCUCGUGAUGGGGACAGUCUGGUUCUAGAAGACAUGCAGACAGAUGAGGAGAAACUUCACGGCAGCCUGCUGUCCUCAGAGUCAGCCUUCCUACCCGUAAACUCUGUUGUCCGCUCACCGUCGCCCGCUGACAGUGAAGAGGAAGAGCUUGACGAGCCCGAUUCACUGGCUCCUCCAAAUCCAGCUCGAUCUCAUCCACGCAAAGUGGAGAGAGUGACAAGCUUUCACACCGUAGAGAAAGGAGAACACUUAGAAGCUGACAGAAUGGUUCAUUUGCAAGGCAGCAAGGCCACAAAUGCCCCUGAGGCAGGUACUGAGCUGAGAGGACCAAGUGCUAUGGUGGCAGAGUGCCAUCCACAUUCAGCAGCGGUGAAGAUUCAGGCCUGGUGGAGGGGACACUGGACUCGACAGCAGCACCCCCAGGCCAAAGAAGUGCGCUGUGAGAUUCGCCUACGCCGACUACAGGAUCACAUCGUCUACCUGACGGCAGAGCUGGAGAGAGUGCAGCAGCAGCAGCAGGAGGAGAAGUUGCAGAGGAUGAUCCAGGAAGAAGCUGUGAAGUUUCUCUGGAAGCAGCUUCAGGCCAUGAUGGAGUGGCAGUGUUCAGUGAAGGAGCAACUCAGCUGUUUAUCCCCCAUGCAGAACAUUACUGCUGGUCCCAUUCCUGCCAGCCCUAAAACCACAGCUCUUCCUAUGCCAAGCGAGGUCUCAAUCCCUGAAUCAGGCUUUCAAUCUCCUGGUGACCAGCAGGGGGUGUUGGAAGACAGUAUGAGCAGCGCUGCUACAGGCGGCUCUCCUGAAACAGUGCGAACUUUGCAACCUACAAGCUCACCUGGCUCCGGAGCAGAUGGAGACAGUCAGGAUAGCAGCUUGCUAGAGCAGUAUCUCUCCUCCGUGCAGCGCCAGGAAGAGGAGGAUGAAGCCAGAGAAAACUGUUCUUCACUGUUUUCUCCGGCUCACGGCUCAGAGGUGUCUUCCUGUCCAGAUGUAGUGGGUUAAAGAAAAGAGAACAUGCUGCUGAACACAGAGUUGUGAAAAAGUUAAGGAAUAAAAAAGGCUUCUAUUAGCUUUUUAUUCGUUAUAAGCAUUAAUGAGGAGGUGCUAAGUGUUAUGUUCUGGCACUAACUCUGGAUACAUCAGAAUCUAUGUUCACAAAGGAUAUGAGCAGUUGAAAGCACUGAGUGAAAAUUAGUCACAAUAAACCUUUUUAAAAUAUCCUGGAUAUCAUCAGUGUUUUCUGACUGAAUGACACCAGUGUUACUGAGUAACAGCUGUUAGAUUUUGAAUUGGAUAUUAAAAUGUAUUUUUGUACAAAAUAUUUAACUUUCCCACCUUUUUUGUUUUAAAUCGUUUAUUUUUGUAGAUGUUAAAUAAAAAUAUGAGUGAAACCAUAGGUUUUUGUCAGUUUUUCUAAAAAGAAAAACAAAAAUGCUUAUUUGACUGACACUUAAGCAUGCUAUAUAUUGUUUUAUUUACUGUGUCUCGUGAAAGUUAUUUUCAUUAAAGACUUUUGAAGUAU